AUGUGGUGCAUAGCUGUCUUUGUUGGUAUAAAUCAUGCCAGCGCUGAAGUGGGUUUUGAUAACAACAUACAGUUAUCUCUCACACUGGCUGCACUGUCCAUUGGGCUGUGGUGGACUUUUGAUAGAUCUGAAAGUGGUUUUGGCCUUGAAGUAGGAGUUGCUUUCUUGGCAACCUUGGUCACUCAGCUGCUAGUCUAUAAUGGUGUUUAUCAAUAUACAUCUCCAGAUUUUCUCUGUGUUCGUUCUUGGUUACCAUAUAUAUUUUUUGCUGGAGGCAUAACAAUGGGAAACAUUGGUUGACAACUGGCAAUGUAUGAAUGUAAAGUUAUCGCAGAAAAAUCUCAUCAAGAAUGAA
Molecule: messenger RNA, 355 nt
Organism: Hippopotamus amphibius kiboko
Lineage: Eukaryota; Metazoa; Chordata; Mammalia; Artiodactyla; Hippopotamidae
Product: insulin-induced gene 2 protein-like
Exons: 1
Coding region: 1-300 (99 amino acids)
Biological process (GO): SREBP signaling pathway; cholesterol biosynthetic process; SREBP-SCAP complex retention in endoplasmic reticulum
Cellular component (GO): SREBP-SCAP-Insig complex; endoplasmic reticulum
Source: RefSeq, a predicted model, not a curated record